Molecule: messenger RNA, 2860 nt
Organism: Macroventuria anomochaeta
Lineage: Eukaryota; Fungi; Ascomycota; Dothideomycetes; Pleosporales; Didymellaceae
Product: SPX-domain-containing protein
Exons: 3
Coding region: 323-2719 (798 amino acids)
Biological process (GO): polyphosphate metabolic process; microautophagy; vacuole fusion, non-autophagic
Cellular component (GO): fungal-type vacuole membrane; vacuolar transporter chaperone complex
Source: RefSeq, a predicted model, not a curated record
GGAAUAGCAAUUGCAGAGUCUUCGUUAGUUUCGUCCUUUCCAGUUGAUGAGGCCCAUCGCGAUUCAUCACGUGCGCAGUUGUUGACAUCCAGGCACCGCACGUGGGCGUGACGAUUGGCUGUUAUCAAGCUUGAUCGCUAACUACCAGAGCUCCACCACCAGGGUACGUUCUGCGCUACAACCACGGGGAGCUUCCUGUUCAGAGUUUGCCUUUCUUUCGCUGGGCCUUCCGGAGCCUUGGACAUUGUGUCACAUUCUUAUCCCGUCCACCAGCACCGCUUGAAGUGCGUCGAGCAGUCUCGUCGCGCCUACAUCGCCCGUCAUGAGGUUCGGCCAGCAGCUGAAGCAGUCGCUGAACAAGGACUGGCUCUUCUACUACAUCGACUACGAGGACCUGAAGACUGCCCUGCGCGUGCACCACACCUGGGACGAGAAGUCUGAGCAGAGCUUCGUCGAGCAGCUCGAGAAGGAACUCGACAAGGUCUACAGCUUCGUGCGCGUCAAGAGCGAGGAGAUCAUCCGCCGCAUAGCAUCGUCGGAGAAGGAGGUCAACACCGCUGUCGCCCGCUCGCAGGAACACUUGCAGUCUCAGCAGGCCGGCCAGGAUGGCGACCCGUUCGAAGAGGACUUUGAUCUACUCGAGGAGGAUCUCAGCGACAUCAUUGCAGAUGUUCACGACCUUGCCAAGUUCACUCAAUUGAACUACACAGGCUUCCAGAAGAUCAUAAAGAAGCAUGAUAAAAACACGCACUGGGCGCUCAAGCCUGUCUUCGCUGCCCGCCUCAAGCGCAAGCCUUUCUUCCAAGACAAUUACGACAGCUACAUUGUCAAGCUCUCGAAGCUCUACGAUAUCGUCCGCACUCGCGGCAACCCGGUCAAGGGCGACUCCUCCGCCGGUGGAAAGCAGCAGAACUUUGUUCGCCAGACCACAAAAUACUGGGUCCACCCUGACAACAUCGUCGAGUUGAAGCUCAUCAUCCUAAAGCAUCUGCCUGUGCUGGUUUUCAACCCUAACAAGGAAUUCAACGAGGAGGAUGCGUCUAUCACAUCUAUCUACUUCGAUAACACAGACACAUGGGAGCUAUACGAAGGUCGUUUGAAGAAGACAGAAGGCGCCGAGGCUAUUCGUCUGCGAUGGUAUGGAGGCAUGAACAGCGACACCAUCUUCAUUGAGCGCAAGACUCAUCGUGAAGAUUGGACCGGCGAGGAGUCGGUCAAGGCGCGUUUCAAGCUCAAGGAGAAGAACGUCAAUGACUACCUCAAGGGUAGACUGCUGCCCUCGAAGAUCUUCGAGAAGGAGCGCAGGGAGCAGAAGAGACCUGAGAAGGACAUUGCAUCUGACGAGCAGCUCGCCCGCGAGAUCCAGUACCGUGUCAUUGACCGCAGCCUGGUACCCGUUACGCGCUCCUUCUACCACCGUACCGCCUUCCAGCUUCCCGGCGAUGCUCGAGUUCGUAUCUCCCUCGACACCGAGCUUACCAUGACACGCGAAGAUAACUUGGAUGGCAAGAAGCGUGCCGGCGACAACUGGCGCCGCACAGAUAUUGGUGUAGACUGGCCCUUCAAGCAACUUCCUCCUGAGGACAAAGAGCUGUUCCCUUACGCUGUGCUCGAAGUCAAGCUGCAAACUGCAGCUGGUGCAGAGGCGCCGCAGUGGAUCCGAGACUUGACUGCAUCGCACUUGGUCGAAGCCGUCCCCAAGUUCUCCAAGUAUAUCCACGGGACCGCCACCCUGAACCCUUCGAGGAUCAACCUGCUUCCCUACUGGUACCCUCAGAUGCAUGUCGACAUCCGCAAGCCCGUCAGCCACAAGUUUGGUAUCGUGCGACCUGGCGCCAGCAACGACAUCAGUACUAGCAACACUCUUGACGACGACAGCGACGAUGACGACGCUGUCAUGGGCCUCCCUUCUGCAAAUGGGAGCCAAGAUGACGACCAACUUGGGAGACUUCGUGAAGCCCGCGAUGUCAUGGAGCAAAGCGAGAUUGCCCGCACUAGAGAAUACGGUACCCUAAGCAACGGCAACGACCCCAAUGCCCUCGAUGUCGAAGAGCGCGUCGCCGCCCAGCGCAACCAGGACAACGACUACCCCAUCUACGACUCAGACAGCGACGACGAAGACGACGACCUCGAAGAAGCGAAGCGUGUUGGCGGCCUUCACUACGCAAAGAAGUGGACAGAACACGCAGCCAAGACAGCCGGCACAAGCCUCGUCAACGGCUUCACGUUCCUCUUCCAUUUCAAGCCCACCGACGUCGGCGAGGGUGGUUUCUCCCUCGGCGUACCGACUUGGAAACAGCCGGGCGAGGUCAAGCGCUUCAAGGCGCCCAAGGGGAAGCGCAUCCACGUCCCCGUCCGUGUCGAGCCUAAGGUUCAACUUGCGACCGAGCGUACAUUCCUCUCGUGGCUCGAGUUCAGCAUCCUCAUUGGCAGUAUUGCUGCUACACUGCUCAACUUUGGUGACGGGCUGGCGUUUGCGGCUGCGUGGGCGUUUACGAUUAUUGCGUGUUUGGCGCUGCUUUACUCUGUGGGUCUCUACCUCUGGAGAGCGCGCAAGAUCCGAGAGAGAAGGGCGGUGGUGUAUCAUGAUAAGUGGGGUCCUACGCUGCUUUGCUUGGGGCUUUUCUGUGCGGUGGCGGUGAGUUUUGGGUACAGGCUGGGUAAGGGCGGUUAUGAUGGUGGACUGAAGGGGGAUUUGAAGGGUAAGCUUGGUGCUUAGAUCGGCGUGAAGCGUUACGGAAAACUGUACUUGCGGUGACUAGAGGCUUGAUCAAGCUUCAUGACGCGGUUGUUGUACAUUUGUAUAGCGUUGUUGACUAUUUUGUGUACUUUAGAAGGGCGCCAGAUCACUGACCCAGAG